AUGUCCAUCCCCCUCGACUGCCUGCGGCUGCUCAUGAGCACCCCCAAACUUCGGAUCUGCACCCUUUUCAUCAUCACCUUCAAGUUCACCUGCUUCGUCUCCCUCGCCAUCUACUGGCACGUGGUGGGGGAACCCAAGAGUCAAGGUCACCUGUACAGCCUGCCUGCUGACGUCCCCUGCCCCCAGCUGGCGACGCCCACGCCGCCCCCCAGCAGCUCCCCACCCGGCAACAUCUUCUUCCUGGAGACGUCGGAGCGGACCCACCCCAACUUCCUGUUCAUGUGCUCCGUGGAGUCGGCGGCCCGGGCCCACCCCGAGGUCCCCGUGGUGGUGCUGAUGAAGGGGCUGGCGGCGGCCAACGCGUCGCGGCCCCGGAACCUGGGCAUGGCGCUGCUCGGCUGCUUCCCCAACGUGCAGGUGCGCGCGCUGGACCUGCGCGCACUGUUCCUGGGCACCCCGCUGGCCGCCUGGCACGCCGCCGCGCGCCGCCGCUGGGAGCCCUACCUGCUGCCGGUGCUCUCGGACGCCGCCCGCAUCGCUCUGCUCUGGAAGUUCGGCGGCAUCUACCUGGACACCGACUUCAUCGUGCUGCGCAGCCUGCGGAACCUGAGCAACGCGCUGGGCGCGCAGUCCCGCUACGUGCUCAACGGCGCCUUCCUGGCCUUCGAGCGCGGCCACGAGUUCCUGGCGCUGUGCAUGCGGGACUUCGUGGAGAACUACAACCGCUGGGUGUGGGGCCACCAGGGCCCGCAGCUGCUCACGCGCGUCUUCAAGAAGUGGUGCGCCAUCCGCAGCCUGAGCGAGCGCAGCGCCUGCCGGGGCGUCACCACCCUGCCUCGCGAGGCCUUCUACCCCAUCCCCUGGCAGAACUGGAAGCGGUACUUCGAGGAGGUGGGGCCCGAGGAGCUGGCACGGCUGCUCAGCGCCACCUACGCCGUCCACGUGUGGAACAAGAAGAGCCAGGGCACUCGCUUCGAGGCCACGUCGCGGGCGCUGCUGGCUCAGCUCCACGCGCGUUACUGCCCCACGACGCACGAGGCCAUGAAGAUGUACUUGUGA
Molecule: messenger RNA, 1059 nt
Organism: Elephantulus edwardii (Cape elephant shrew)
Lineage: Eukaryota; Metazoa; Chordata; Mammalia; Macroscelidea; Macroscelididae
Gene: A4GALT
Product: alpha 1,4-galactosyltransferase
Exons: 1
Coding region: 1-1059 (352 amino acids)
Biological process (GO): protein O-linked glycosylation
Molecular function (GO): acetylglucosaminyltransferase activity
Source: RefSeq, a predicted model, not a curated record